AUGUGCAUUGAAUGGAGAGCCAUAUACCAAUGGGAAAAUGUUAUGCCAGACCAUCAGUGCUACGAGCAUAAAGUCAAGAGCUGCGCUGUAAAAGUCGCCAAUCCAGACAGAGAUUGCGGCAGAUACGAGAUCAUCCACCAGACCAUGCUCCGACCCUGUCCGAUCUGUUUGCUCGACAGCCUCAAACGCCCCAAUGAUGAUGUCUUUCGCCAAUUCCUCGCAGUGGAAGCUCAAUUUGCCAUAGUUUACGGGGACGAGUGUCGUACAGCGGCGGACCAUCUCUUCAAUUAUUACAGCCUCCACAAAGAGAGUGCGAAAAUGGAAAAAACGUCUUGGGUGCACACGAUUCCAAAAGCCCAGGACGUACAGGACUGCAUCACAGAGUUUAGUGAAGCUCCUUCCUACGCCAUCACUAUCGACCAAGCCUUGAAGGAGCCAAUGGGCUGCGAGUCUGCAUACCACAUAAACAUAAGACUACUAACCUUUCUGCUUUUCGAGCGUUUGCGGGAACUUUGGGGUAAGCCCCCUUUGGCAGAAGACGACAAGGAGCACAGUGCUGGCGACAAAAACAAGAAGAAUGACCAUGGAGCUGAGGAACACGGAGAGAUGCUGGAGGUCGAGGAUGUGACUGCUUUUUGGGCAAGCGGGACAAUGAUCGACCAUGUGAACUUUUAUCUGGGGGUACAGAGCACCUUAGUCACGGCAGAGAGGGAAUUGUGGUUCUAUACAUACGAAGUAAAUCCAAGGUUGUACCGUAGGAUUAGCGAUGGAAUAUGGUCACACUUUGGAAGUGUUUGGAGAAGGGUCUUGUACAUUUCGGAGGUUGUCACGCUCUCUGAUUUAGAUGCCAACCAUCGACAAUGCGGGAUUUGUCUUGAGGAGUACACCAAUGAGAGCGAGAUCUUCAAGUUGCCAUGCGGACACGCUUGGGACAAAGAGUGCUUGCGAAAAUGGUUGGAGUCUGACUGGGAAAGAAAGGGCUAUAACCCAAACCUUUUGGAAGAAGAGGAAGAAGAGGGCGAGGAAGGAUUCGAAGAGGACGAAGAAUUCGAAGAUGACGAUCCAGAAUAUUCUGGGGACGAAGAUGAAGCAGAUGGAAGGGAAGAGGACGAAAACGAAGAAGAGUUUGAGGAUGAGGUUCUCCACAAUGGCCAAAACCCAGAAGACGUUGAGGAGACAGUUGAGACGCACCUUCCAUUAAAAGUUUGUUCCCUCUGUAACAAAGAUUUUGGCAUUUCUGGACCGAAUUGCGGCCCUUUCACAAAGAUAUUCCUCGAGACUUUGUUUGCGGGUGAGGAUAUUGAUGCACAUGCGGUUGAAAUUAGAGAGGAGCUCAAACGACAUCUUACACCAGGGUGGUCGGAUAUCUCAGUUGAACAAUUGUUUACUCCUGAUGAUGGAGAUGCAUGA
Molecule: messenger RNA, 1410 nt
Organism: Hymenoscyphus albidus
Lineage: Eukaryota; Fungi; Ascomycota; Leotiomycetes; Helotiales; Helotiaceae
Source: the annotation of a GenBank genome assembly